Fukomys damarensis (Damara mole-rat) is the source of this 1176-nucleotide messenger RNA. It is a transcript of the gene Rcvrn, whose product is annotated as recoverin. The record is from RefSeq and is a predicted model, not a curated record. The coding region runs from base 270 to 878 and encodes 202 amino acids. NCBI's taxonomy places the organism in Eukaryota, Metazoa, Chordata, Mammalia, Rodentia, Bathyergidae. Gene Ontology annotation, molecular function: calcium ion binding. The transcript is spliced from 3 exons.
GGCUAUGGGUCACCCUGGCCCAAGGGUCUCCCCUCCUUCCUUUCCUCCCAGCAGGCCAAGAUGGUUUGCUCACCUGCUCUCAGCUCUUUAUUUUAAUCUCAGGAAGGUUCUGGGAGCUCCCCCUGCCCCCUUCCCUCCAAGAACUGGGAAGGACCGGCCGCAAAUCCCCCUAAUCCACCCGCACUUCAGCCUUGCUGCUCCCGGCAGCGCCCAGGCAGCCAGACAGCGCGUCCCACCGGCCACCAGCUGGCACCCACUCGUCCUCACCCAUGGGGAACAGCAGAAGCGGCGCGCUGUCCAAGGAGAUCCUGGAGGAGCUGCAGCUGAACACCAAGUUCACAGAGGCGGAGCUGUGCACCUGGUACCAGUCAUUCCUGAAAGAGUGCCCUAGCGGCCGCAUCACCCAGCAGGAGUUCGAGAGGAUCUACGCCAAGUUCUUCCCCGACGCCGACCCCAAGGCCUACGCACAGCACGUGUUCCGCAGCUUUGACGCCAACAGCGACGGCACCCUGGACUUCAAGGAGUACGUCGUGGCCCUGCACAUGACCACCGCGGGCAAGCCCACCCAGAAGCUGGAGUGGGCCUUCUCCCUGUACGAUGUGGACGGCAACGGGGCCAUCAGCAAGAACGAAGUGCUGGAGAUCGUCAUGGCUAUUUUCAAAAUGAUCAACCCUGAGGAUAUGAAGCACCUUCCCGAUGAUGAAAACACUCCGGAAAAGCGGGCUGAGAAGAUCUGGACAUUCUUUGGAAAGAAAGAUGAUGAUAAACUUUCAGAGGAAGAAUUCAUUGAGGGGACCCUGGCCAAUAAGGAAAUUCUGCGACUGAUCCAGUUUGAGCCUCAAAAAGUGAAGGAAAGGAUAAAGGAAAAGAAACAGUGAGGCCAACUGCUCAGCUCUUCCCUCCUCCUCACUGUUCACUUAAAGACCUUUGAAUACGUACACCACACACACAUGCACGCACACACAUGCAUGCACACCCAGGGCCAAAGAAGAAGCCUGCAGACCCCCAGCCAAGCUGAAGCAUCUCUAGCCAUCUACCAGCUCCUUCUUCCUCCCGUCUUUCCUGUCCCUCCUGUCAUAUCACUCCUGCCUUCCCUCCCCCUUCCCCAGCUGCCAGGGCUGCAUAAUCCUAGGAUUAAGUGACAGAAGUCCUAAAUGUUAGCCCUGCCUAAGCCCC